This is a messenger RNA of Talaromyces marneffei, 996 nucleotides long. RefSeq lists its product as uncharacterized. The transcript has 2 exons. The record is from RefSeq and is a predicted model, not a curated record. Lineage: Eukaryota; Fungi; Ascomycota; Eurotiomycetes; Eurotiales; Trichocomaceae. The coding region runs from base 1 to 996 and encodes 331 amino acids.
AUGGCACCUGGUCCAUCACUACGAAGCACUUGGGCUUCAUUUCGCCCUCCUAAACCCGAAUUUACCGAGAAAAAUGUGCCUAGUCUUGAAGGCAAGGUGUAUCUAGUUACCGGCUCCAACACAGGGGUUGGAAAAGAAACAGCUCGCAUUCUCUACUCAAAGGGGGCUAAAGUGUGGAUGGCUGCGCGCUCUACGGAGAAGGCGAGCGUAGCUAUUGACGAGAUCAGGAAUUCUCAGCCCAGUUCUACCGGUUCAUUGCAUUUUCUUCAUUUGGAUCUUAGCGAUCUCAGCACGGUGAAGCAAUCCGCCGAGCUAUUCUUGUCGCAGGAACAAACGCUCCAUGUUCUUUUCAACAAUGCCGGCGUAAUGGUUGGGACACCAGAGGCAACGAAUACUGUUCAAGGCCAUGAGCUUGCGCUCGGUGUCAAUUGUAUCGGAACGCAUCUCUUCACCAGGCUUGUUACAGCUCUUCUGGCAAAGACAGCAAAAUCCGAGCCCGAAGGUUCGGUCCGUGUGAUCUGGCUUUCUUCAUUUGGAUUAGAGCUUUUCGGUGCAGAAAAUGUGGGCGUUGCACUCGACAAUCUGGAUUAUCAUGAGCCCAAACCAGCAACUGAGAGAUACGGAAUCAGCAAGUGUGGUGCUUGGGCACUUGGUGUGGAGUAUGCCCGGCGUCACAAAGCAGAUGGCAUUGUGAGUGUACCGAUCAACCCAGGUAAUCUGACCUCGGAACUUGCUCGCGACCAACCCGCAGCCUUGAAGGCAAUUGUCAAAGUAGUCGGUUAUCCCCCUAUAAUGGGUGCAUACACCGAGCUUUUUGCCGCAUUGUCGCCAGAAAUCACCUUGGAAAAGUCGGGAGAAUGGGUGGCUCCUUUCGGAAGAUUCUACCCCUUGCGACCGGACCUGAUAAAUGCGACGAAGCUCGAGUCGGAGGGUGGCACAGGUGGUGCGUAUAAAUUUUGGGAGUGGACUGAGCAGCAAAUCAAGGACUAUAUUUGA